AUGGCUAUAUCUCUGAUCAGAGAAAAAAAAAGAGUAAAGGCUGAAGACACACAGAUCUACAGAGAGGGGGUACUGGGUCAGUUAUCUGGUGGACAUUGGAGCUUGCAGGAGGGCUUGGGAAGGAGAGAUGAAGGAGGAAAGGGGAAAAGCAGGAGUUUGAAAGAAAAAGCUGAGCUGAAAUCUGGAUGGGUGGUGGAUUAUGAUAAGGAAGGGUCAGUUUUACGUAUACGUGGGAAAAAUAUCCUGGAGAAUGACCAUGUAAAGAUAGGGGCUUUCCAUACUCUUGAAAUUGAGCUACACCGACCAUUUGUGUUGAGAAAGAAAAGGUCAGAUACGUUGAGUUCAACUGAAAUCUGGAGUCUGAGAUAUUAA
Molecule: messenger RNA, 372 nt
Organism: Ilex paraguariensis (yerba mate)
Lineage: Eukaryota; Viridiplantae; Streptophyta; Magnoliopsida; Aquifoliales; Aquifoliaceae
Source: the annotation of a GenBank genome assembly